AUGUCCGAGGUAAACCCAACACCGGCAACAGAGGAUCCACCUCCAUUAGUGAAUGGAGAAUUUGCUGCUUCAGAUAAGAAUAAUAAUGCUGAGAAGUUCGGGCCUGAGGAGAGCAGGGAAGUAGCAGUGACUAGCAACAAUGCUGAUGAAGUGAAGAAUGGCUGUGAAAAUGGAACUGAGGGCGCAGCAGAUGAGGUCGCAAAUAUUGUAGAGGCUGAUGAUUCGAACGGAGGUGAUUCAGGUUGUGCUAAUGUGGUGGUCGCUGAAGAUGUUAAAAUGAUUGACACACAACAUGAAGUCAAUACUGAAGGUGCGGAUGUUAAAAUGGUUGAUACACAGCAUGAAGCCAAUACUGAAGCGGAGGAUGUGAAAAUGGUUGACACACAACAUGAAGCCAAUAUUGAAGCUAAGGAUGUGAAAAUGGAUGGCACACAAGAUGUAAAAAUGGUUCACACACAGCAUGAAGCCAAUAUUGAAGCUGAGGAAGAUGCGUGUCAAGAUAAGGAAGGAAAGAAUGGGGAUAAUCAGCAUGAUAAGGCAACAGAAGGUGAGGGUAUGAAGAUGAUUGAAGCAAAGGCUACUGCUAGAAAUUCCAAGAAAAAUAAUACCAAUACUGAAGAUGAUGACGUGGAAAAUUUUGACAAGGAAGUUGCAUGUCAGAAAGAAGAUGAGGACAGUCACGAUGCCAAGGUAGCAGAAGGUGAUGAAAUCAAGAUGGUUGUAGCAAAAACUGAUGCUGGAAAUGCAGAAGUAGAAGGAAAUGGGAAGGAAGAAAAGGCCGAGAAGACCGAACAGGGGAAAAAUAAUGCCAAUAUUGAAACUGAGGAGUUAAUAGUUCUUGACAAGGACGAUGCAUGCAUGAAGGAAGAUAAGAAGGUAAUGAAUGUGGAUAUUCAGGAUGCCAAGGAAGCAGAUGGUGAGCACAUGAAGAUUGUUGAAGAAAAGACUGAUGGUAGAAUUGCAGAGGCAAUAGAAAAUAGGAAGAAGAGAGAAAUUGAGGGCAACGCUGAAGAGAAUAAAACUGAUGCCAGGAUUGAUGCUGAGAAUGUGAUAAUGGUUGACCAAGAAAGUGCAUGUCAGAACAAAGAUAAGGAGGAAAAGACUGAUGAUAGUCAGGAUGCCAAGGCAGCAGAAGGUGAGGACAUCAAGGUUGUUGAAGCAAAGAGUGAUGCUGGAAAUGCAGGGGUAAAGGAAAAUGGGAAGAAGGAAGAAAAGGAGCAGCACAAUGAAGAGAAGGCAAAUGAUGUCAACAAUCAAGCUGAUGAGGUGAAAAUUGUUGACAAGGAAGAUGCAUGUCAGAAGGAAGACAAUGGAAGAAAGAAUGAAGAUAGUCACCGCGCCAAGGCAGCAGGAUGUGAGGAAAUUAUGGUGGUUGAAGCAAAGUCUACGGAUGUACAUGCAGAGGUUAAAGAAAAUGGAAAGAAGGAAGAAGAUCAGAACACGACCGAAGAGGAGCAAAAUGAUGACAAAGAGGAAAUCAUAUGUGUGAAGAGGCAAGAUGAAGAUAGGAUGGAGCCAACGGAAGUGGAUAAGCAAGAAAAGCAGGAUGGGUCGAACGAGGAAGAAAAAGGUGGUGUUGAUAAGCUGCAUGUGAGUGAUGGAGAAGAAAGUGUCAAGGAGAGUCAGGAGGUAUUGAAAGGUGAAGCAAAAGAUAAUGUGGACAAGCAAGAAAUGGAUGAUAGAGAAGAAAAUGUCAAGGAGAAACAGGAUGGAUUGGAAGAGGAAGGAGUUGGUUCUAGCAAGCACGAGGUAGCAAAAGAUGAACAAGACGGAGCUGCUGAGAAACAAGAGGGAGAGAAACAGGAUGGAAAUGUUGCUUCUGAGAAGAAAGAGGAAGAGAAACAAGAUGCCAAGCUGACUGCUGAGGAAAAGGACAAAACACAGGAUAGAAAGGUGGCCACUGAGAAGAAAGAGGAAGAGGAAGUGAACAAAAAUGUAGCUUUUGAGAAUAAUGCAGAGAUAGUGAUUGAAAUGGGAGUAUCUGAGAAGGAUGAGGAAAUGGAAACGAACGGAAAGACUACUGCUGAUAAACAAGGGGGAAAGAAAGACAGUCAGAUAGAUGGUAUCUCUAAACAAGGGGGACAAAAGAAAGGAACCAAGCGAUCAAAUGCUGACAUGGAUGAGGCAGAAAAUGGAAGUGCAUCUAAAAAAGAGAAGGAUGGUGAGGCAGUGGAGGAAGUUGGUGAGUCAAACAAGAAUAUGGAAGAAAAUAAGGAUGAAGCACCCAAGAGGAAGAAGGCAAGGAUUGUUAGAGAAGAGGACCACAAGAAGGAUAAGAAACAAAGCAGCUCUAAGUCCAGGGAUGCAAAGGACUUGCUGAAUACCCCAAGUCCUUAUUCACUUGAUCGACCGGCGCGUACGAGGAAAACAGUGGAGAGGUUGGUUGAAGUGAUUGAGAAGGAACCAAGCGGAAGUUUAUUUGUUGAGAAGGGUCGUGGCACUCCUUUGAAGAAUAUACCUGGUGUUGCAUACAGAAUAGCAAGGAAGAAACAGACUGACCUUAAGUUUCUCCAUCAAAUCCUUUUUGGGAGGUUUGGAAAGGCUGCUGAUUUCAAAAGCCAUAUACUUGAGUUCUCUGGAUUUGUGUGGCACGAGAGUGAUGAAAAGCAUAGAGCUAAGGCCAAGGAGAAGCUUGACAAAUGUUCCAAAGAAACAUUAUUUGAUCUCUGCAAACUGUUUGCUAUUCCAGUUUCAAGAGUAAAUAGUAAAAAGGAAGACAUUAUCAUGAAGCUGCUGGACUUCAUUGCUGAACCUCGCGCUAAUGAUGAUUCCACACUUUCUGAUGAUCAGGGAUCAAAUUCUAGGAAGCGCAAACGAGAGGGAGGAAGUGCAGCUAAGAAUUCAGAGGGCACACACAAGAGAUCUAGGAAGUGUUCAAGCAGAGUUUCAUCAUCACCAAAAAGUUCUAAGGAUAAGCAGAGCUCUGCUGAGGAUUCAAACUUAAGGAAGAUUAAACCCAUUACACCAAAGCACACGGUAAAUUCUCAAAAAGAGACCAGUGGAAGAAGAUCAUCAGGCAUAAGGUUGACAACAAGUAAAGGGAAAUCAGCAGAAGCAGAAAAGGCCCUUCCCAGCAAGGAUGAAUUGCAAAAUACAAUUGUUGGAAUUCUAAAGAAGGUCGACUUCAACACGGCUACAUAUAGUGACAUCAUUAAGAUGCUCGAUGAGCACUACAAGAUAGACUUAUCUUCGAGGAAAGAAGCUAUCAAGCUCAUGGUCUAUGAUGAGCUGAUGAAGAUAUCGGAAGCAGACGAGGAUUAAUAUGUAGAUGAAGGUGCUGACAAGAUAGAACAAGAGCAUCAAGCGAAAUAGGAUGAAGGCCGAGAAGCUCGCGCCCUGAUAGUUGUGACAAUUGUAAGUUACUGGCACAGUCGAUAUCAUUGUUUGGUAAUGUCCCCUGUUUGGGAAUGUAGGAUGCCGUACACCUCCAAGAUGAUGGCUUAAACUGCAGUGGCAGCCUUCGUUGAUUAGUUCGUGCUAGCCUGAAACUCUGAACUGUUAUGGUUGGGACGGAAUUCUUUUGUCCUCUGCUGUAAUAUAUGACCGAUCCGUCAGUCACUUUAUCCUUAGUUUCUCA
This is a messenger RNA of Setaria italica (foxtail millet), 3577 nucleotides long. RefSeq lists its product as uncharacterized. Gene Ontology annotation, biological process: chromatin organization; regulation of double-strand break repair. Lineage: Eukaryota; Viridiplantae; Streptophyta; Magnoliopsida; Poales; Poaceae. The coding region runs from base 1 to 3261 and encodes 1086 amino acids. The transcript is spliced from 12 exons. Gene Ontology annotation, molecular function: DNA binding; histone binding. Gene Ontology annotation, cellular component: nucleus. The record is from RefSeq and is a predicted model, not a curated record.